This is a messenger RNA of Micropterus dolomieu (smallmouth bass), 5322 nucleotides long. It is a transcript of the gene fbxl17, whose product is annotated as F-box and leucine-rich repeat protein 17. The coding region runs from base 225 to 1808 and encodes 527 amino acids. Gene Ontology annotation, molecular function: protein binding. NCBI's taxonomy places the organism in Eukaryota, Metazoa, Chordata, Actinopteri, Centrarchiformes, Centrarchidae. The record is from RefSeq and is a predicted model, not a curated record. Gene Ontology annotation, cellular component: SCF ubiquitin ligase complex. Gene Ontology annotation, biological process: positive regulation of protein ubiquitination; SCF-dependent proteasomal ubiquitin-dependent protein catabolic process. The transcript is spliced from 7 exons.
GCCCUCUUGGUGCGGAAGUGUUGUCCUCAGGAGCAGCAGCAGAGCCUGAGCUGCCACUGUUUGGAGCCACACUACGCUAGCUCAGUGGCAGGUUUUCGUACGUCCGUGUCUCUCCUGUUGGGACUUGUCAGCGCUCGUCUUGUCCGCGCAUCAUAGCAGUAUUAUGCGAGCGCCGUCCGGAGUGUGGGAGCACCGUGUGAAGUGAGUUUUCUUGAAUCAUCUAUAUGGGCCAUCUUCUCUCGAAAAAUGGUUACCGCCUGAAGAAGAGGACACGCAAGUUGCAUCACAGGAAGAAGAAGAAGAGGAACUGUUUCUUGCAGCUGCCUUGCAUGCUGUGCUUCAUUGUCCACGGCAACAGCAGCGGUAUUGACGACGACAGCGACCAUUUGGAGACCGGUGUCAACGGUAGCGUGUGUCGUCACAACAGCAUCACCGGAAUCAGUGUUCCUGGUGUGGGUGGAGUUGGCAUCGGAGCAGCAGCUGCCUCGAAGCUAGCUGAGCGAUACGCAACACUCGCAUCUCCUGAGGAUUGCUCCAGGUUGUUGUUGUCACCCCGGGAGCUGGCUAUCUGGGAGGGCCAAGGGAAGAGCCUUUUAUCAGCCGUUCCUGCCAAACUUAUUCCUCCACCGGCACUUUUCCGAACCGCUGGGGUGUCUGUGACCGUACCCAUACCUUUGCCUGUGCCUAGCUGCACGAGCGACUACACUGAGAUGGUGUGUAAGAGGAAGUGCUCAGAGGUGCAGAGGUGCACCCCCUGCAAGCAGCCACGCUGCGCCUUCGCUGCCCCUGACGGAGGGCUGGAGAACGGAGGAGUGGGAGGAGGUGGGGGAGAGGCCGCCUCGAAUUCCGAAACUGGCCACUGCCACCUUCCCCUCUGUCCGCUUCCUUCCUCCUCCGCUUCUUCUUCCUCUGCCUCCUCCUCUACCUCCUCACCUGCUGAUGGCUGCUGCGGGUUGGGUCUUCAUGCUGAUUUGCCCCACAGUUCAGACUCGUCCCCCUGCUGCCUGCAUCAUUAUGACGACUGCCAGGCGAGAAGUUCUGAUGCUGCUGAUAACUUAAGUAUCAACCACCUGCCUUCCUCCAUCCUUCUAAAGGUGCUCUCCCACUUGACCGUGAAGGAACGCUGUCUGUGUGCCUCUCUGGUUUGUAAGUACUGGAGGGACCUCUGCUUGGACUUCCAGUUCUGGAAGCAAAUCGACCUCAGUGGCCUACAACAAGUAAACGAUGAUCUCCUGGUGAAAAUAGCCUCUCGCAGGCAGAAUGUGACAGAGAUUAACAUCUCUGAUUGCCGAGGGGUCUAUGACCAUGGUGUGUCAUCCCUGGCCUCACACUGUCCAGGCCUGCAGAAGUACACUGCAUACCGCUGUAAGCAGCUUGGUGACAUGUCCCUGUCGGCCUUGGCUACACACUGCCCUCUGCUGGUGAAGGUGCAUGUGGGCAACCAGGACAAACUAACGGAUGAAGCACUAAAAAAGAUGGGAGAGCACUGCAGUGAGCUAAAGGACAUCCACUUGGGUCAGUGCUACAGUAUCACAGACGAGGGCAUGGUGGCCUUGGCUAGAGGAUGCCGUAAACUGCAGAGACUCUACUUGCAAGAGAACAAGCUGAAGACCCAGGUACAGAAGAAAGGGACAGACUACUUUCAACCACCACUAGAUGUCACUGUUUUCCAAUGUCUGACAACAGCCUGCCAGCUGCUGUCUUUUUGUAGGCCACAGCUUGUUGAUACUAAUGCUGAGUUGUGCACUUCUCCACCAAAUCACAACCGCAUAAUGAGCAUAUCCUCUUUUACUGUGUCUGUCAUUUAGUAUUGGAUUCUGAUACAGAAAGAGACCAUACAUAGUCAUUUGGCAUGUCUGUUUCUCACCCCCUUUAUUAAGAUCUUCUUUUUUCUCACUAAUGCUGUUGCACUUUUCUCUGCUAAUGUUUCUUUGCCGCGCAUGAGUAAUGAUGACCUUGAUGAAUUAGUCCGCUUUAAGUUGUUAACAAUAGCUCAGUUUGUUAAAACCCCAUUCAUCAACUUAAUAGUAUAUGAAAUUAGCGAUUACCACAAGGUGAGAGAUUAAUAUUGCUGUUGAUGAACAUUUCAGUGCCGCAGUAUCAAUUUCAGAUGCUCAUUUUUCAGACGUGAGAUCGUUGCAGUUAUUUUAGCUUCCUGUCAGUAGGGUGGAGAGAAAUGGGCUGAGCUUAUAUGGGAAUUGUUAUGUCUAGGUGCUCUGGUUGCCUGGCCUAAAAUUGUCAUUAAGUUUGCCAGGAAUUAAGACGACCCAGAAACACUUACAUAUUUCCACAGAGGCCAUUUAUUCUCUCUGACAGCUUUAAAGUAUACCUAAGGUUCUCUCCUCCAUCUUCUCAGGAAAAAGAAACAGAUUUUGUUGCGUUGUGGGAAAAUGGUUGUAGUUACAGUCUCAGAAUGAAUUUUGGUGACUAUGUUGUUGUAUGCAUGAACGCUUAUAGAUAUUUUGUCAUGUUUUGUCUUUUGUAUGUUCAAUUAUGCAUGCUCUCGGCUUUAUGAAGAAUUUAAAAGGUGACUCAACCAUUUGUACUUUGAGGAUCUUAUUUCACCCAGGGUCAGCUGUUUAUAGACCAACUAAAAGGGUUUGAAGCAGUGUGGGAAAAAAGGCUUUUCUGAAAGGUUUAUGCAAAAAUUGAAAGGUUGAACACUUCAGGGACCAUCGUGUGGGCUGAACCUUUGUUCUUUACAUGAAUUGAUCCAGGAAACGGCAUUGAGAUGGGCUCUUUGGUUUUUAGUGCGCUAUAAAUCGCAGUCAUGGGACACCAUAGUGAAAGCCUCUCCUCUCGUUUUCUCUCCUCUCCUCUCUGCUGGCCUUUGUGGGACAAGGAUCCUGUCUCUGUCUCUCCUAAUCAAUCACAGAUGAGGAUGAGCCGUUCACUUACUCUGAUCUGCCCUCUCUUUCUCCUCCUCCUCCAAAAUUGAAUAAUUGAAUUGCUACAGGAUGUUUCUGUGUGGUCUUUCACUCGCCGUCUGCCUUUUUCUUUGUCAUGUGCACACCCACAUACUGUAAUUUAUUUUUUUUCUUUCUUUCCCUAUUUAUUGUCGUGUUUGUGGUUUCAGUUCCAUGCUGCAGGGUCUUUUCUCUCCGUUAAGACCAUGUCUAGCUCUGUAGAUGGUUAAAUAGGAUUAGGGAAAGCUUUUGUGGCCUUAAGAACUUAUUUAAUCAGCACUAGCACUAACAAUAUUAGUAGUAAUUCUGCUAAUGGUGCUCUGUUUUUUUUUUGUUUAUAAGCAUCCUACACAUUUAAACCACAAAACUCUAAAUCUCGGAUGUUAGUUUACUGAUGCCACGUUUAGGGAGGUUUUAGAGACUUUGGAAAUAUGUUUUGCCAUAAUGCAAAAAUGCAAUGUGCACUUGUGAAAUUUCUCACUGUUCCUUUAAUUGCAAAAGACAGAGUUAAAGGAUGUUUAAAAUAUAUUCUUGUCAUGAUUAUCAUACUGAAGGGCACACCUGUUAUUCUUUUAAUAAAUGACAGUUGAAAGUUUCUAAUGCAGUGCUGAGGAUGUCUGUAGCAGUGACUAGUGUCUCCAAAUGUUGUUUACAGUUGACAAACUGACGCUUAUUCUUCCAUUGCUUGUUAGCCCAGGGACAAAUCAGCCCAGGGCUACAGAUAACCCUGGGCUAAGAGCGUGUUUUGUGAAAAGCAGGUGACUCUGGUGUCUCCGCUCCUUUUGACAUCUAACCUGCAUUCUUUAUUGCUGUUCAUCCAGUAUUUAUGCCAGAGUUGGUUAUAUUGCACCAGUUGCCUUUCAAGGCUUCUUUUCAUCUUCUGAAGUGUUUUAUUCUCUCCCCCCAUUCAUAUUCUGUUCUCUUCCACCACCUCGAAGGGCAAAGGCUCUGAGAAUAGCAAAUUCCCCUUUUCCUCAUCUCACUUCAAUUUGCCGUAGGGGGGAGAGGCAGCCCUGAAAGUUAAACUCUGAGUACUGUCAGUUUCAUAGACCAACUGGUGGACGAACUAUAAGCUGCAAAAACCUCUUGUCAGUCAUCUUUCUAUGUCGGUAACUUUGCUCCGAUGCUCCUUUCAAUUAAUAGCACAUCGUAAUCUGCAAACAUUUUUGCUGGGAAAGCACUUUUCUGCUCUUUUCCGCUUUCUUAAAAAAAAAAAAACUUUAUCUGCUCUCCUGUCUUGUAAAAAUCAAAGCGUGUGCACUUAAUUUUCCUUCAGUGUGAUGGCAAGAUUCUUCCACUGGCUCAUCUUGUGUCUGCCUACACACACACUCUCCCCCACACAUACCCACAGGCUCUGAUUAUUUACACUUUUUAAUUAGUGCAAAAUGUGGAAAUGUAAGUGGAAUUGGAGAUGACCUAACAUAGAUUACCAUGUGCCCUCAAUUUAGGUGUAAUUACCACUCUGCAUGUACAAUCAGAGCUUCCCUCCUGUGCUUUCACCACGUUUUCCAGCUCUCUCACUCGGGCGUUUUGGGAUGUGUUUGUCUGUGGAACAACGUAAAACACUGGAAAAGACGAACUGUCAGGGUAAAUGGCCAUCGUCAUGUGAGGAAGGCCUCUCUGAUUGGCUGUCUGUCUAGCUUGUAAGUAGUCUGGUUUUUGCUGGCAGGGGGAAUGACAGUGAGGCUCCACCGGUCCAAUCAAACGUAAUCGCAGAUUAAAUUGUAUAUUGACAUUAGCAGAUUUAAUUAGCCAGAUUAGAGGGAGAGGAAGGACAAAGGAAGUGAUAAUGAUAUAUGUCAGUUAUUAUAGGAUAGACCUUUUAACUUGAACGCAUGCAGGGCAUAGCUAAAAAACACUCGAAGCGACACACACAUGGGAGCGAAUGAAUUGAAUAGCUGCCAGCUGCACUGGAAUCUCCUCUGGAAACUUUGUUCACGUAUUUGACUGUAAUUAGAGAUAAAUAGAACCACUCUUGACCAACACGCACGCACGCACGCACGCACACACACACACACACACACACACACACACACACACACACACACACACACACACACACACACACACACAAAAUAUACUGUCCGUCUCCUCUUCAAGAUCUCUGCAAUCCCCUCCAGUCUUCAUAGACAGGAGUUUAGACUUUUCAGGAUGUUGAAUGUCAGAUGUUGUAUGAUGUAUUUAGUCAGUUUAACUGCUAAUGGCGCUGGAUUAUGUCUGGUGAGGUAAAAGCUCUGCCCCCAUCCAGAAUUUCCAUGCUUUCAUGUCAUCAAGAAGUCUCUUUAGUUUGCUCUUUUUGUCUUUUGCUCUCUUUGUCUCUGUGGAUUUGGAAGGUAGCCAUAUGUAAGUAGGGUGAAGAUGGAACUUACCCGUGGAGAGACGGGGAUGUCUGUUAAUAAAUUGUCCUAAAUCCCCA